UGGAGCGUCGUGAUGUCUGGCCGUGGGAAGCAGGGAGGCAAAGUUCGGGCUAAGGCUAAGUCUCGCUCUUCUCGUGCUGGGCUGCAAUUCCCCGUGGGUCGUGUGCAUCGGCUCUUGCGCAAAGGGAACUAUGCGGAGCGAGUGGGUGCCGGCGCUCCCGUUUACAUGGCGGCGGUGCUGGAGUAUCUGACUGCUGAAAUCUUGGAGCUGGCUGGUAACGCGGCCCGGGACAACAAGAAAACCCGCAUCAUCCCCCGCCACUUGCAGUUGGCCAUCCGCAACGACGAGGAGCUGAACAAACUGCUGGGCAAAGUCACCAUCGCCCAGGGUGGGGUCCUGCCCAACAUCCAGGCGGUGCUGCUGCCCAAGAAAACCGAGAGCCACAAAGCCAAGGGCAAGUGAGCAGGCUACUGCUCCUGCCUUCCAGGCGAGGGAGCUCCCUGCCCCUCAGAGCAUGUCAACCCCAAAGGCUCUUUUCAGAGCCACUCACAAUGUCAAGCUAAGAGUUGUUAAUCCCUUUUGUAUUACUUUUGGAUUGUUGCUUUUUUGGGGGGGUGUUGCGAAGGGAACAUAAACAG
Dermochelys coriacea (leatherback sea turtle) is the source of this 578-nucleotide messenger RNA. Its product is annotated as histone H2A.J-like. Gene Ontology annotation, molecular function: structural constituent of chromatin; protein heterodimerization activity; DNA binding. The coding region runs from base 13 to 402 and encodes 129 amino acids. Gene Ontology annotation, cellular component: nucleosome. The transcript is spliced from 2 exons. The record is from RefSeq and is a predicted model, not a curated record. Lineage: Eukaryota; Metazoa; Chordata; Testudines; Dermochelyidae.